This is a messenger RNA of Baudoinia panamericana UAMH 10762, 561 nucleotides long. RefSeq lists its product as uncharacterized. The record is from RefSeq and is a predicted model, not a curated record. Lineage: Eukaryota; Fungi; Ascomycota; Dothideomycetes; Mycosphaerellales; Teratosphaeriaceae. Gene Ontology annotation, molecular function: peroxiredoxin activity. The transcript has a single exon. The coding region runs from base 1 to 561 and encodes 186 amino acids.
AUGCGUCUCCCAUACAUCCCCGACGACCCAGAGAUGGAGUCUGCCGAGGACGAAGCCGUAGUGCAGCGCGUGAAAACACGUAGAGGGGGAAAGCUGAUCGCACUGGACAAGGCACUGCUUCACGCUCCGCCUGUCGCAGAUGGCUGGAACAGCUUCCUCGGUGCCAUCCGUACCAAGACCACAUUACCGGACAGCAUUAGGGAGCUCGCAAUUAGUAGAGUGGCGGCCUUGAACCAAGCCUGGUAUGAGUGGGACGCGCACAGUCCACUGCUGCGGAAAGCUGGCGUGCUGUCUGACGAAGUCAUCGAGCGCAUCAAGGAUAAGAGCUAUGAAGGGGAGGGACUCGACGAGAAGCAUCUUGCCGUCCUCGAGUAUACCAAUGCAAUGACAAUCGGAUGCAUAGUCAAGCAGGCGAAUUUCGACAAGUUGAAAAGCCUCUUUAGCGAAAGGGAGGUGGUGGAGUUGACUGCCACGGUAGGCGCGUACAAUUGCGUCUCUCGCUUCUUGGUGGCCUUGGAUGUUGGUGAGAUGGCGGAGAAGUACAAUGUAGACAUGAAGUAG